CGAAACUAGUGGUGAAAAAUCGGCGCGGAUUCAAUUUCAGUGACUCAACUCAAUUUUGAAUAUAUUGACUCGAAUCGAUUUCCCUUCCAAUAUUUCAUGGGUUUAAUCGCUUACUUUGUCGGUCAAAAUUCUUUAUUUUUAAGACUUUGUGCAUUUUUUAAUGGAUUAUUUUAGUUUGUUCGUUUGUAUUGAUUAGUGAGUAGAAUUUGUCGAAUGGGUGAAAACUAAGUGAAAAAGUUCGUUCCCUCCAUGGAAAUUCUAAGAGUAAAAGAUGAGCAGCUACAGAAAUUAUUAUGACUCUACAUUUGGAAGAACCACUGGCUCAACGAGUAAACCUCUUUCCGACUCCAGAUCAACACCUUCACGAAUUGCCACUAAAUAUGGAGGCUCUUAUACUAGCAGCAUUGCUUCAACGUCAGGUCGAAGCGAGCCUCCUAGAAUCAAAACUAUCCUGGACAAAGACACCUUGCACCCGCCGGUUUCGUACAAAUCGCCCCUAUCUCGUGCAACCACCCGAUCCAGAGAGCCUAGUCCUUCAAUGGACAAAUCUGAAAAGAGCACAUCAUCCAGCUCCAGUUACAUAAACCCCAACAGGCUCUAUCCGCGCCCAUACACCAGGAGCAGCACUAGUAGAGAAAGCACCGUCUCGCCAGUCGGCAGUACCAGUAAUUUGCCUCGACUCAGUAGUACCAAACGUGAAGAUGCCAGUCCUGCAAAGUAUGGAAGUGGGCGUGCUUCCAGUGUUUCCAAAGAUAGUAGUAUUGCCUCGAAGUAUAAGAGCUCUAGAGAGGAUCUUUCCUCAGGUAGUCAAAAAUACCUCAACAGUCGGUUUCUGCCGAAAAACUCGGUGGAAAGGAGCUUUACAGCAUAUUCGCGACCAUCGGCCGCUCGGACUCAUGAGGUAUCACGAAAAAACAAAGAGUUGCUCCACUCAUUACACGCUCAGCAGGAACAGGAAAAAUUCCCAAGCAGACCCCCCAGCAGAUGCUCCUCGGCAACUCCAGAAGAAAGACCCAAAGCGACCAAAAAACCUUCUCCAGAAAUCGAAGCUACAGCGGCAAAAGAAGUAGAAUUUGAGACUGUUAAAGUAUGCACGCGAGGCACAUCCCCGACACUGGGAAGCUCCACCCAUCCCAGCUUCCUCAGGAGCCGCAGAAUCGAGUUAGCAAAAACCAUAGAGAAAACUAUUACUAGAGCCAAAACUAUAAAGGAGAAUAUGAUUGAUAAAGAAAUCCAAUCUGAUCGAAUGGAUGACUCCACGCGAUCUUCACGAUUUGCUGGUGCUUCCCGAAUAAGCGCCACUCCUUGGACCAAUUUCCUAGAUAUGAAAUUUUCCAGCCCCAAUAGUAAGAAGGACAAAAAGACAAAGCAGGACAGUGUGGAGAGCCCUAAGAGUCUAUCACGGACAAGUUCCACUAAAAGUAUCGCAUCAGUAAAAUCCGAUAAGGAUAGGGAAGGAAAGAAAGCAAUUAGCAUAAAGUCCAAGCUGACGCCUCCGAGGCAACUAACUGAUAAAAAGCAGUUGCGUCCCCCAAUCCCCAAACCGGAAACUUCGAAUAAACCCAACUCGUUACAUUCCCUGAACACGCCGAAUAAGGAUUUCCGAAAGUCUGUACUGAACAUGAACCCGGACGGCUCAAGGAAGAAAAUCGGUAGGCGAAGUAACUCGGCUAGUUCAGCUGAGUCAGACAACGCAGAUCCGGACGCCACUGACAUAUCCGAAAACUUAACUAGUUGCAAGUCCUAUCAUAAUAAUAGUUCUAGCUCACGCCUGCCUCAGAAGACCUCCGAAAAUCGGCAGAGAAGCAGAGCCUCGCCUGGAUCUGAUGUGAGCGUAGGAAGCACCACUGGUCCGAGUUCAAGCGAGGAAGACUCGAAAAGUCGAAAGGAGCGAGUGCUAAGCACGAAUUCUUCCAGAACGUCCGCGAUUUUCAGCUCUGUUGAUGAUGUUUUAUCGGAGCCAGUGACAAAAGUACCGCCAAACUCAAAGUUAAAGGGAGAAGGAAAUAAAAAUGAAACAGAGGCGAAAAACUUCCUGAUGAGAGCGUUAGCUCCAGUAACGAACUUGUUCAAAACGAACAGACAAAGUACCGGGAACAUGGAUGAAGUUCAAAAAGCGUCUGGGUCUCCACCAGGUGCUGAUGGAAAGGUAACUUGGAUCUUAGAUCCCAGCUCAGAAAGCGCAUUAGAGCCAAACAGCAUUUCCCAGCAAACUCCGGAGCUAAGAAGCGCGAAAUUAAUACUCCAUAGAGUGGAAUCCGAUCAGAAAGGUUGGUGGGAGGAGUCCUCUGAAACGGCUUCCGACCCAAGCAAACUCCAGCAGCGAAGUGAACCCGUAGACAUGAAGUAUGGAAAUACCGCAUCGGAGCCCGGGCAAAGCGCUCGAGCUCCCUCCUUAUCAAAGCAGGACUCCUCAGGUGAAACUCCUUGGUGGCUGGACUCGAGUCAAGCAGUUCCGGAUGGUAUGCAAAUAUAUUCGGGGUAUAAUGCUGAAAAUAACAUGUCAGCCCCACUGAGUAAACCGGCGGUUCGACAUAACGAUUCCGGGGAAAAGCCGUGGUGGCUGGAUGAGGAAGCCCCGGUCCCAGAAGGAGUUGAAACGUAUGCUGGUUGCUCCCAGCAAAACAAUAAUAAAAAAAGUACAAUUUCUCAUGUACAAUCCGGAGAAAAGCCCUGGUGGCUGGAUGAGAAUCCCACGGAGGUGCCGGAAGGUGUUCAAGUGUACCCUAAUUAUAGCGCACCACCACAGGCCAACGAGGAGAGCCAGCCUCCAGAUAAAUAUCGCAUCCGAACUGUGGAAAGUGGAGAAGCAGCGUGGUGGUUAAAAAAGGACGCUGAUCCACCGGAAGGAGUCAAAACGUGGCCGAACCCCGAAACAGCUCCAAGUAAUCCUCAGCAAAGUAAACCAACCAUUCGCCAUGUUGAAAGCGGCGAAUCACCCUGGUGGCUGCAAAAAGAUUCCACGCCGCCUGAAGGGGUGCAGACCUAUCCCAAUUGGGCACCUGAGCCAGCAAAUGGCUCCAAAUUCAAGAGAAAUGAUUCAGGCAAUUCAACCUGGUGGCAAGAUAGCGACAAAUCUACAUCCGAGCAGCGCAAUGUUGAGCCUGGUGAAAACAAACAACCAGAAUGUUUGGAAACGCACAAAUUGAGGCACAUUGACUCUGGCGAGCGGGAAUGGUGGAUCAACGACGACGAAACUUCCGCUGAGGUUGAGGCAAAACAUGAAAUUGGCAGCACUGCAAAAUAUGCCAUUAGACAUCAGGAUUCGGGUGAAAAAGCUUGGUGGCUCCAGGAUAACCAGGAAUUUGAUAGUCAAGAACCGUUGGGAGAUAGAGCUAGUCCAGAGGGUUUGGAAAUGCCCAAAGACACCGAAGCAGGCCGAUUAAGCCCGUAUGAUAACGUACCAAUGCUUGGCGAAACGAAUAGGAAAGGCGUUUCGUCGCUUUUUAUUUCAAAGCACACCAACAUUGAUGAUAUUUUGGGCGGCACGGGCCAGUUGUGGAGUCCCAUAAUGAACAAGAUUUUCGACUAUCAGGACGAUGCGGAUAAUUGCAGGGAAGUGGAUGCUAGGGAAGUGAUCAUCCACGAGGGCAGCAAGGCGGGAUCUGUAUCCAACCGAAGGUUCAGACCCGAGGCACAUCAAUCUAGCAAAGGGCUGGACGAUGCGGCUCUUCAGCUGUACAAAGACGGAGAUUAUGGAUCAUAUUUGGAUCUGGAGGCAUCGAUCUCCGAGCAGCAGGAAGAGUUUGAAGGGUUCCAGUCAAACAAAAAAAAUUCCAUAGUACUUCGCACCCAGUUAUCAGUUCGGGUCCAUACGAUAAUAGAAAAACUGCUUACUUCGGAGGGCCGAGAAUUGCGAAGAGCCCUCUUUUCCUUAAAACAGAUUUUCCAGGAAGACAAAGACUUGGUGCAUGAGUUCGUCCAAAACGAUGGACUUUCCUGCCUUAUCAAAGUGGGUUCUGAGGCCGACCAGAACUACCAGAACUACAUUCUUAGGGCGUUGGGCCAAGUCAUGCUCUACGUCGAUGGAAUGAACGGUGUUAUGGAGCACAAUCAAACGAUCCAAUGGCUCUACAGUUUGAUCUCCUCAAGGUUUCGUCUCGUUGUAAAAACCGCUCUCAAGUUGCUACUGGUCUUCGUAGAAUAUACGGACUCAAAUUGCAUGCUACUGGUUAAAGCCAUCCGAAGUGUGGACUGUUCUCAGGGCCUUCUACCGUAUCACAACAUCAUGAAGCUGUUGAAAGAUUUCGAUGCUGCUGAUACCGAACUUCUCAUUUAUGCAACAACUUUAAUCAACAAGAUUCUUAAUGGAGUACCUGAUCAAGACGUAUACUAUGACCAAGUAGACGCUCUGGAAGAACAAGAAAUCGAGUCGAUAGUGCAAAGGUACAUGUCGAAACCUGGAACAGAUCUGGAUCUUUUGCAACAGUUCCAGAUUUACGAAGCGGUUCUUCAGUACGAAGAUGGGGAAGAUAAGGGUGUGGGAGCACCAUUGAGACACUUAGAUGAAAAUCUGAGGAAAACGAUCAGAUCGCGUAAAUCCAUAGUUGAAACUACAGAAAGGCGAAAAAGUCGACGGCACUCUACAGGAACCACUCCCAUAUAUGGCGGGUUUACUCAGAAGAACAAGAACCAAAGCGUUUUAGAGGGAUAUGAUGAGUCUUCUAGCUCGUCUGAGGUGAACAAUGCGCAGUUGAAUGGAAGCUAUAAGGAAAGCAACACAGCUAACGAAGCCGGAGUGACGCCCGCUCUUAAACGUCGAAGAGAAAGGGCCGAACGGCAAAGAAGUUUUAUGCGAGAACAGCAAGAAACUGCUGCUUUGCUUAAAGGAGUGAUUCAGCAAAAUAACAACGAAGACAUUAAUAAUAUCGAAAACAAUAAUGGACAUUUUACUAACGCACUUCAACAGCGCCUAUCAAACGGGAACAAUCUCCUCAAUAAAACCCCGAGCAGGAAAGAUAUGACUCCGUAUCUAAACGCAGUGAAUCGAAUGGAAUCUGAGGAAAAUCUGAAACAGCCCUGGAUCAUGUCGAUGAUUCAGAACCAUGAGGGCCUGGAGGAAUCGGACAUCGCGAACGAAAAUGAACGAAAUAUUCUAAUGCAAUUGAAAAAAGAAAAUACCGUAAAAGAUAUAACUCAGAAACUAGCAAACCAGUCAAUUUUGCAAAGUCCAACCGAGGAAAAAAUGAAUCGUUUCGGCGAUAUGUGUGGACUGAUAUCGAAAGCCAAAGAAGGGCUGGCGAAAUCGAAAUCAAAAGCUGAUGUUCUGAGGAGUCCGACGCAUGAAAAUUUGCCGAAAAUUGAAGCGAAAAAAUCCGAAAACGAACUUAGGUGGGAGGAAUUGGUCGCUAAUUUGAACAGGCCGUUGAACCUGUGCGAUAUGGACUUUACAGACCUGAUGACAGACGAUGAAGCUGAUAUUCUGACACCAGUGGCACCAAUAAACGGAAUCCCGCCCCCACCACCGCCCCUACAGAGCAUGGGCAAUGCUCCUCCUCCACCGCCUCCUACCAGCAGGAUACCAACAGCCCCACCACCUGUUCCAAACGCUCCAUUGUUUGGAGUUUCCCUCACAAAGAACAGUAACAAUAAGAAUUCGACUGAAACUAGAAUACCAAUUAAGAAAAACAAGAAAACAGUAAAACUGUUUUGGAAAGAAGUGCGAGACGAUCCAAUAAGCCAGGCUAAACUUAAAUCCGGAUACAUCUGGGACGAACUGAAUCCAGUCAUUGUAGACACUCAAAAGUUGGAGCACUUGUUUGAGUCCAGAGCCAAAGAUUUAAUUUCUAAGGAGAAACAGCAGGAGUUGAACAAAAACAAGGAAAUCAUCGUCCUAGACCCCAAAAGGUCCAACGCCAUCAACAUCGGCAUGACCAAGUUGCCUCCGCCCCGCUCAAUCAAAACGGCCAUCCUGAAGAUGGACGCUACCAUAAUGAACAGGGAAGGAAUCGAAAAAUUACUCACCAUGCUCCCAACUGAAGAGGAAAGAACGAAAAUUCAGGACGCUCAAGCAGCAAAUCCCGAUUUACCACUGGGCAGUGCGGAACAGUUCCUGCUAACUUUAGCUUCGAUCUCAGAGCUCCCUGCUAGGCUGAAGCUGUGGGCGUUCAAGUUGGAUUUUGAAAAUUCCGAACGGGAAAUCGCCGAGCCUUUAAUGGAUCUCAAGCAAGGCUUUGAGGUGUUGAGGAUUAAUAAAACUUUCAGAGCAAUCAUUAGUACCUUGCUUUCAAUCGGCAACUUUCUGAACGGUAACGAAGUCAAAGGGUUCCAAAUCGACUAUCUCACAAAAGUACCUGAAGUGAAAGACACUGUUCAUAAGCAUUCACUUUUACAUCACCUGUGCCACAUUGUCAUGGAGAAAUUUCCCGAAGCUUCAGAUUUAUAUUCAGAGAUUGGUGCAAUAACCCGAGCUUCAAAGGUAGAUUUCGAUGAACUGACGCUCAACAUCCAAAAAUUGGAAGCUGAUUGCAAAGCUUCUUGGGAUCAUUUGAAGCUGAUCGCUAAGCACGAUGGUUCCACGAUGAUGAAAGUGAAAAUGUCCGACUUCUUAGCCGAUUGUGCGGAACGAAUUAUUCUGGUCGGCAUCAUCCACCGAAGGAUAAUGAAUAGGUUUCACAAAUUCCUGUUGUGGCUGGGAAUUCCUUUCCACCAAGUGGCAGACACCAAGCCGAACGAAUUUUGUCGAAUUGUUAGUGAGUUUGCACUGGAGUAUCGCACUACCAGGGAACGAGUUUUGCAGCAAUUGGAAAAGAAGGCGAAUCAUCGAGAGAGGAACAAGACAAGAGGCAAAAUGAUAACGGAUGUAAGUAAUAUUGGAAAAUUCCGUUCAAAAGAGGACCGUGCCGAUGCUGAGCUGCGCCAGUUACUCGGAAGCGAUAUUUCUGACGUGGAAAGCAUGCAAGGCACCUUACCUUGGAGGCAUAGGCGAAGAGAAAGCGCCAGCCAGAAUAACACCCUUGGCAGAAACUCUACGGGACUCAAUGGGCAUCUGACUGAUGGAGAUGAUGAAAUUCUAGAAAGUUUGGUAAAAACUGCUACUAAAGGACCUAGAACAGCUCCACGGGAAAGAAAAAGAACUAGACACGUUGAUAGGAAGUCUUUACGAAGAACUCUUAAAAACGGCCUCUCGGAGGAGGAAAAGAAACACCUGUCAACCUACAUUAAGGGCUACUGAAGGAACCGAUGCACAGUCCAUAUACAGAGUUGAGUUUAAAUUUCUCAUAAACGCCAAGAGCCGAUGAAUGUUGUUUAAUGUAACGGUAAAUUAUGAUGUAAUUAAACAAUGGAGGCAGGUAAAAAGAAAAUUGAUUAUUGAUCAAUUGUGUGUAUAGCGAGAAUUAUUGUUAAUGUGAUAAUAAAUAGGUAAUCGAAUGCGACUCAUUUUAAUAUAAUAAUUGUUGAUUUUAUUUUAUUCUAAUUUAGAAUUUUUGCUUAGAAUAGGAUUUAUUUAUUUUUUAUUCUCUGCCGUUUUUCGCAAAAGUAACCACUAGUCUCGUUUCCUGAAUUUGUCUUUGAUACCAUUGUAAAUUAGAAUUAAAGCAAGCAUUAAUAAGUAUUUUUUCCUAAGGAUUUUCCUCUUUUUUGCUGUGGUUUUAGAUAGUAAAGUGUAAUUUUUGUUUUAUGUAAUAUAGUUACAUGAUUUUGUUA
Messenger RNA from Dendroctonus ponderosae (mountain pine beetle), 7647 nucleotides. RefSeq names its product FH1/FH2 domain-containing protein 3 (gene Fhos). The transcript has 24 exons. Bases 272 to 7174 code for a protein of 2300 amino acids. Lineage: Eukaryota; Metazoa; Arthropoda; Insecta; Coleoptera; Curculionidae. Gene Ontology annotation, cellular component: cytoskeleton; cytoplasm. The record is from RefSeq and is a predicted model, not a curated record. Gene Ontology annotation, molecular function: actin filament binding. Gene Ontology annotation, biological process: actin filament network formation; cortical actin cytoskeleton organization.